AUGACUCGCACGACAUGGACCACGGACAAUCAAAGAGAGUGGCUAGAACAAUGUAAGGCCGCCUUCAUUGAGGCCAAACAGAAAGGCACCGCUGCUCUCAAGGAGUUUUACCCUGGAACCUUUGCGUUAUUUCAAGAGAAAUGGCCAAUGGACCCCGUGACCAGUGACAAAGUUACUGCUGCAGGAUCCACUGAGCUUGCGACUAAAAUCAAACGUGACAAGAAUGACAAGGCAUGCCAUAGUCCCAUCCUCAAGAUAAAGCCAAAGCCGAAAAUGCUUCAAGAAUGGCAAGCAUAUCACGCCUUAACAUAUACCAAGCAAUGGAAACCAUAUGUCGACAAUGAAUGGGAGACUUACAAGAAGGAGUGGGAGGCUGUGAACCCAAAUGAGAAGAAACCUCCUAAGAGUAGGCUCCAGAUCAUGGUUGAAUUUAUCAAUACUUUCCAUUCCUCCACUGAUUCUUACCAGAUUCUGUGGAUUCCAGCCGGAAUCCAGGAAUUCUGGAGGAUUCCAGGAAUUCUGGAGGAUUCCAGGAAUUCUGGAGGAUUCCAGGAAUUCCAAAGGAAUCUGACUGGAAUAUGCAGGAAUUUAACUGGAAUAGGCAGAAAAUCUCAUUAUUUAAGUUAUAAAUCAGAAUAG
Molecule: messenger RNA, 639 nt
Organism: Laccaria bicolor S238N-H82
Lineage: Eukaryota; Fungi; Basidiomycota; Agaricomycetes; Agaricales; Hydnangiaceae
Exons: 2
Coding region: 1-639 (212 amino acids)
Source: RefSeq, a predicted model, not a curated record